This is a messenger RNA of Plutella xylostella (diamondback moth), 2430 nucleotides long. It is a transcript of the gene aus, whose product is annotated as argus. Gene Ontology annotation, biological process: autophagosome-lysosome fusion. Lineage: Eukaryota; Metazoa; Arthropoda; Insecta; Lepidoptera; Plutellidae. The record is from RefSeq and is a predicted model, not a curated record.
ACAAAUCCUAUCCCAGGGAAGUCAGUUUUAUGCGCGAACUCGCGGCGACCGCCCCGCGCCGAGCGUCCCUUCCCCUGCCACUGAAUACAACAAAAUACCCACCUUACCGCUACAAAAAAAAACACUGGAACCCAACUCCAAUACCACAAAUGUGCAGUGAACACAGUGCAGUUACACAAAGUGAACAAACAACGAUGUUAUAAAUCCAGAAUGACACGAAAGCUUUUCGCCCAGCGUCUAGCUAUCGUGAAUAAUGACAUGAAACAACAUUUUGUACGCCGAUAAAUCGGCUGUUACGGUGUUCUCUAAUCGAUAGCGGAGCCCGAGUGAGACAAAUGACAGUCGCGGCGCACGACAAUCCUCACCAAUGACAGAUCAACACCACAGAUCAAGUGACAGCGAAGAUAAGACGCAUGUGACGGUCUGUUGUGCGGCAUGGAGCGGCCGCGGUCGCCCCGGCUCCGGCCCACGCUGCGGCACUUCCACAACCAGCCCGAGCUGCUGGGAGGCGGCUUCCAUCUCAUGCUGAGGUGGAUACUUUACAUAUGGCUCGCGAGCUGCGGGCCCCUCGGCAACACCGUCAAACAGGAUGGUUGCAUGUUUCCCUCCCACUGGCACGGGCGCUGGUUCCAGUCGGGGGUGAUCCAGCCCAUCCUCAUAGACGGUGACCGCCUGUCCAACAAGGGCAAGUGCCUGUCUUCAGAGGGGGACAAGUUCCUCAUUGUUGAUGAAAAAGGGUGCUACCGCUGUGUCGUGAUGCACGAGAAGCAUAAAAACGUGCUCCAAUACAAAGAGACAUUCUGCCACCGCCGGGACGCGCUCCCGCACCUCUGCUCGCUGAUCACGGGCGACGCCCUGCUCUACUCCAUGUUCCGGGAGAGUGCUGAUCCCGUCGACUGCCCGCUGAAGGGACCCUUCUCUUUCACUUACAACAGGGGUCACGGGGACUGCAAGAGUCCUGUGUCGUCGAUCGAGAGCUGCACGGAAGACUCUCGACUGCUUCUUAACUACCAGGCCUGUCCCGAUGUGCAUGGCUCCGAGAGCACAGUGGAGGAGCUGGAGUGCCUGGCGACGUGGAAGGAGGGCAGCCUGCGCUUCCUGGUGGGCAAGAUCCACCACAACCACGCCACCAGCAACGAGGACCGGUACCGCUGCUUCGUGUACGAGAAGACCAAUGGAAUCACAUCCAGCAGCAUGAAGGAGGAGAGCUCUGGCGGCGUGGAGUACCGCGUGGCGCAGUCCGGGGACGCCACGUGCAACGGACUGUUCAGCGCCACCGAGGGGUCUAGGACCAUGGCUUUGAAACGGGUGUCAGUCCGCUUCAACUGCCAGUUCCCUGCAUGGAUGACGUUCUCGCACACGUGGCACACGCUGGACUUCAGCAGCAACUACACGUUCUACCAGAAGAACGCCACGCUGCGGAUCACCAACCAGACCGGUGCUGACGUGAAGGUCUACUGUGUGAACGUGAAGGCCAGCUCGCCGAGCGGGAACUCGGUGGCGCUGGUGGCGCAUUGGCAGCAUCAUUGUGUAUCCCGCUACGUGUGUGUGGUGCUCUACAAGCGGGAUACCUUCAUAGCGGAGCUGCAGCGCGGGACGCCCACCCUGCGACCCGACGAUGCCUGCUCGCCGCACCACUUCGACGCGGUUACUGCGCCUUAUGUCACUUUAGUUGCGAGCAGUCCCGAAUCAAAGGAGUGCCCUUAUCCUGGCAAAUACAAAAUACAACCGAACCGACACUUGCGAAGUGUGCGGUCUUUAGUCGGGGAAAGAGAAAGAACUCAUGAUCACAAGAUCAAGAAUAAACGAGAUAAAGCAAUACAUGAACAUAAUCGUAGAAUAAAUGGUACUAGGGUUUUCAAUUUUAGCGUAAGGAAUAUGUCUGAUGCCCCAAUGUUGAGGAGUCGAAGGCAAGUGGAUGACUUCGACAUGGGCCGGUGCUUGGUCAACAACUAUGAUAGGUUAGAAGUUGGCUGCAAUUCAGCGAAGAACAUGGAAUUCUACUCCACUUGUGAUAGCAAGGAAAUGGUCACAGCGUACACCUGCCACGGUGGCUGGUACGAAGAGGGCGUCUCCUUUGUCGUGACGACGCCCGUGACCCGCGACAGUACGGCAGCCAGGAGGUACUGCUUCGUAUCCCGGGACCGCGGUGCCAGCCUGGCCGUCACCCGGUCGGCCAACAACUGCGAGCGCGGCGGCGAUGACGUGGCGCUGGUCUUCAACGCUUCGCCUACGGGUGAAUGUCAAGAUCAAACCAACAGCCAGUCUUUGCAGCGGAUAUCCCUCCCUCUGGCCUUUGCGAUAGCCCUUGUCGUCCUCAGCGGAAUACUCAGAUGAUUCUAGUGACGCGAAUGUAGAGAACAUUAUCGUAUUAUAAACGUUUUAUAAUAAUGAAAUACAAUAUGUAAAGAAUUAUGUACUGGGGCUCCU